GUGUCCUAGGGCUCUUUCUACUUCCGGGAAAAUGGCGGCGGCCUGGAGAACAGCUUUGGCGGGGGUUGCCCGAGGUUUAGGGAGGCGCAGGGUGCCUGUGCUGGGUGCCCUCCGAAGCCGCAGGUGCGGGAUGGGCCGCGGUCUUGCCACUGCCGCUCUGGCAGGAGGUUGCACGUUGGUGGGCUGUCUCAAAGGAUGGAGCGGCCAGGAGGGGACCGGCGGCAUCUUGACCGUCCUGGCUCAGAAGGAAGACAGUGUAGAUGAAGAGAUGGCAGAAAAGCUCUCAAUUCGAAAGAAACGUUUUAUGCAGUUUGCUUCCUUGGAAUAUGAAGGCGAAUAUUACAUGACACCAAGGGACUUCCUGUAUUCAGUGAUGUUUGACAAAUCUGGACGUAAAACUUUAGCCAAGAAACUGACAAAAAAGGAGGUAGAUUCUGCACUUUCAAACGUUGCAAAGACUAAACCAGGGCCAACUUUUUUUAGAGACCUCGGAGAUAAAGGAUUGAUCUCCUAUACAGAGUACCUGUUUUUGCUGACAAUACUCACAAAACCGCAGACUGGAUUUCAUAUUGCUUUUAAAAUGUUGGAUGCAGAUGGGAAUGGACAUUUAGAGAAAAAGGAAUUUUUUAAGCUGCAGAAAAUAAUUGGGAAGCAAGAUGAGUUUAAAACAGCUUUAAGAGAUGAAACACCAGCUCAGGAGCCAGAAUCAGAAGAUCCUGAUAUUCAUACCAUGUUGCUGGUCCACUUCUUUGGAAGAGAAGGAAAAAAGAAGAUUCAUUACUGCGAAUUUCACAGAUUUGUGCAGGAUCUACAAACCGAGGUACAAGAGAUGGAAUUCAUUCAGUUUUCCAAAGGUCUAGCCUGGAUGAGAAAAGAGGAUUUUGUAGAGUGGUUGCUGUAUUUUACUGAGGAAGAAAACAAUGACAUUUACUGGCAAAAUGUGAAAGAAAGAAUCCCAGCAGGAGAGAGUAUCAGUAUGGAGGAAUUUAAGACUUUCUGCCAGUUUACAAACCGCCUAGAAGACUUUUCAAUUGCGCUGAAAAUGUUUACUGUAGCCAGCCGUCCUGUUAAACGAGCUGAGUUCAAGAGAGCCGUGAAAGUGGCAACAGGACAGGAACUCUCAGACAAUGUUUUGGACACCAUCUUCAAGAUCUUUGAUUUAGAUGGAGACAAUUGCCUCAGCCAUGCUGAAUUCCUUGGAGUUCUAAAGAACAGGAUGCAUCGAGGCUUAAGGGUGCCUCAACAGCAAGGAGUCCAAGGUUACUGGAAAUGUGUGAAAAGGGAGAGCAUUAAAGGAGCAAAAGAAGUCUGGAAACAAACUGGGAAAAGCCCCUUUUAAACAUAUCAAAAAGAACAUCAUUUUACAGCUAUGAACGUCUGGGUGUGGUUUUUUGUGUGUAUUUUUGUUUACAUGCUGGCUGUAUUAGAUACAAUAGAAUAACUUUACACAGUUGAGUAUGGAAUGAAUUUAUUUUCUCUACAGUAUUUAUCCAUAUAAUCGGGUUUGCUCAGGGACUAUUAUUUUCAGCUUUCCUAAUGUGUUCUAACUGCAGAUAGUAUCUAUUUCUGAGAACUUCAUUGCUAUCCAAAUUCCUGUAUUGAUGAGUCUGCCUGGAAUUUAGUAGAAAUUGCUAGUUUUGAAUAUAAUCCAUAAAGAAGGCAGUUCCCGUUAACAGUGCAGAAAGACUUAGAAGACUUUGUUUUAAGAAUGGAGAGAAGAAGAGCAUGAAACCCGCAACUCCAGAGUAAAUUUAAUUAGGCCAAAAUCAUUUUGGAAUUAUAAUCCUCAAAUCACUAAUUAGUGGCCUCACAGAUUUCACUAGCUCUGAAUAAGUGCAGGAUUGAACUCCAGUGUAGUGAAUAAAAAGUUGGUGCUCAAAAGCUACUUCUAGGAUGCAGUCCUUUGUGGAUAUUGAAAUAUAUGCCCAAGAAAGCAUGUUUUGAUGUUAAUUAUAUUCUUUGUAUAUUCCUGUAUAUUUUUUCUUGUAAUUUAUACAAAUGUAUUUUUGUCUAUUCUGUUUGCAGUAGGUUUUACAUCUCCCACUCCAUGCUGGAAAUACGAAAUUGUUUACGUAAAGUGGAAGCCUGUUAACUGGUAUAAAUGUGUAUAGACAAAAGCUGUAUUCACUUGACAAAUAUUGCUGUGGGGGGGGUCUCUUUUGGCUUAUAUAAAUGAAAUAACUUCUGACCUUGCUUUCCACUAAGCUUCUAACCUGCAACCGCUUUUUCUCUGUUUGUUUGCUGCUAUGUUAUUUUAGAGAGCCAGUGUGGUGUAGUGGUUAAGGUGCUGGACUACGACCUGGGAGAUCAGGGUUCGAGUCCCCACACAGCCAUGAAGCUCACUGGGUGACCUUGGGCCAGUCACUGCCUCUCAGCCUCAGAGGAAGGCAAUGGCAAACCCCCCCUGAAUACUGCUUACCAUGAAAACCCUAUUCAUAGGGUCGCCGUAAGUCAGAAUCGACUUGAAGGCAGUCCAUUUCACUUUUUUUCAGUUUUAUUUUUUGCACAGCAAUGAGGGUUUGGUUAUCUCAGGAGAAGGGUAUCCAGAGAAAAGAGGUUAAAAAUAGCAUAUUGGAAGAGGGGGUUACUUCAGUAUAACUGAGAAACCAAUCUGAGAAACCAAGCCAAGCUAUAAUUUAGACAUUGACAGCCUUGGAGUUAAAUCCAGUCUACUGAGAACAGGACCAUUGCCAGAUUUGAGGCAAGGAGUCCUCUAAGCCUCUACUACUGUGAUCUCCUCUCCCCACCUCAAAACGAAGAUGAUGUUGGCUGUAUCCACUUCACUUGGUGCUUUCAUUGCCAGGUUGAUCACAGCCCCCUCAUCCCUGGUAAGCUGACCAGAUGGUGGGCACGGACAGACAGCAGCACUGAGCCUGAUAGUGGGAAGCAUUGGGUGAAGCAGCUGCAGGAGCCGCCACCAUUGUCAUUACUCCAGAAUGGCUUUUGGGCUCUGAUAAUAAAGAUAGUAGCAGCUCUUGACACUUCUCUGCUGAGCACUGGGCCAGAACAAAGAGGGGACAGCAUCAGGGGCCAUGGUCCCAGCAUUUGCACCAUCAUGCUGGGUGCUGAUUCUGGGCCUGGCUGGGGAGUAUUGCACAGCCGAGAAGAGGGAGAAAGUUGUAUUGUGCUUGUGGCAAUGGGGCUUGAUUGCUGGCAGUAAAGUUUGGGAUAUGGAGGAGCCUAGCCUCUUAUUCCCCAUGUCCUCUUCAUAGUAGCCUUCAUGUAAAAUUUGUUGCUGACCAGGGCUGUAAGCCAUGAAAUAAGGAAUCUGAUUAAGGCCAACAUUUAGGAGCUACCUUUAAACACUGAUUUAUUUGUGUGUUGUCUCCAACACUGUAUGCACAGAGUUCUAUUCACAAGUCUAAGCUUCCUCUCCUCUCCCUGCACACCCUCAAAAUCAGCUUCAGACAGUCCUCCAACCCUCUCUAGCAGAUUCUGAGGGAGAAGGAGGGGAAAGUUCUGUUGCACAAGUGGAAGUCUGCUGCACGAACGGAGCAGCAGCAUUGGAUACACCCCUAAAUGUGUUCAUGCUGUAUGUAUAAAUUAUAUGCAUAUAACGUUCUUGUGUAUAACGUAGGGGGAUAGUACGUUUUAUUUCCACUAGAAUUUCAGUGGCUUGAACAAGAUCCUUGGGCUAUUCCAUGAAAAAAGAAAUUAAUCUUUAUUUAUAUAAACCCCCAUUAGUUAACUCCUUCUGCCUGUUCACUAGAGCAGAAACUUUAGGUUUCAAACCUAGCUGUCUUCAGAAGGAGAUUUGGUCCCUGUUAAACCCAACUUGGAGCACCUCAGGCACUCACUAAAAGCUAUAAACAAGAGCAAGAUGGUGACUGCAUGAUCUUCAGGUGUGUAUGUUCAUGCUGGAAAUGUUAUACUUUUGCUAUAACCCACCCUGUGGAAUGAUAACAAUAGGUUUAAAUCAGAAACUAUAUAAAAUUUCAGCUGCAUACCAUUCUGUCCCUGAGGAACAAGAGCCAGCCAAAAGGAACAGCUUUGUGAUACUUCCAGAAGAUCAGGGGCUAACUACUUCUAACUAUGUCUUGAUACCUUUUUUUUGUCUACUUUGGAAGGAGGCAAUUUAGAGCAGAAAACUGACAAGUCAGGAGGGUGCUUAACCAUUACUUUUGUUCAUCAUUUCUCUGUUACAAAUCACCCCCUACCUAGUGGAUUCUCCCCAUCACUGCAAUUUAAAACGCAGCUUGCAGACUUCACCAAAGAUAGCUGGAGUUUCUGGGUAACCAGGUUUUAAAGCAUCAAGUCCAGGAGCCCCAAAGCAAUCUGUUAGUCACCAUCUUACCUUUUGUUCUUUACUUAUGUGUGCAUCCAAGCAUUUGAAAAUCUGGCAGACAGUUCCUGGUUGACUUAAAUUCCAAAAGGUACCCUUUUUGUUAGGCACAAAUAGAAGCCAUAUGUUUCAAACUUAUUAGUAUUGCUUAGGUCUAGAAAUGUUGCAUAAAUUCACUUGCAAAGUUAGCUUAAUAAAAGGGAUUGCUGAACUUAUAUCCACAGAGUGCUUCUCAGAGUUCAGUGUUUUAUACUUCUUGAUGUCAGACUCUAGGGAGAGUGGUGCACUGCAAAAGUUGGUUUAUGCCCAGCUACCUUGUAGCCACUACAUGAUCCUAAUGUGUCAGAUACAGAGAAGAAAUUACUGAUCUCCUGUGCCUUUGAAUUAGAAAAUGAUAACGUUCUGUAUCUUUUGGUCAUAGUGCUGCAUUUGUUACCUGGAGAACUCUGCUGGGACUUUUCAAAGAUCUGAACUCUGUAAUACUUUACUUCCUUCAAACUGUGCCAAGAUUAUGGGAGUCUUAAACAAAAAAUGUUUAGCUCCAUGUUAAAAUGCACAAUGGUAAUAUUUGCUUGAUUUUUGAUGGACCAUACAGGCCUUGACAGAAAAAGUCCUGGAAGGCUAGGUAGUUGGUCUGGAUGGUAUGGUAAAUCUGGAUGGAUUUACCAUAUCAAGAAAUAAGUAGGAUGUCUAAAACAGCAAUUCUGUGCCUACUUAUUUGGGAGUAAAUGAAAUUAAACUCAUUGGGACAGGCUUUUGAAUAAACAUGCUUAAUAUCAUGAUACAAGAGCAUAAGUGAGUACCUCAUCCUAACACCUCAAUGGAUUUUGGUGCUACUGUAAUAUCUGUUUAUUCCAAGGAAAAAUAUCUAGUGAAAACCUGUGCUGAUUCAAAGGCAAGCUGGUAAUCUCAGGGGAAGAGGAUGAUGAAAAUUAUGUCUAUUAGACAAAUGGUGCCAAUUUCAGCCUUUCAGUCAAUUUGCUAAUAAAUACAUAUUGUGGUGGAUUCCUCAGUUUAUACAACUAAAUGUAUUAAUCUUAGAACACCAACAAUAAUUGUAUUAAUGUAACACACCCCCAAUUGCUCUGUAUUUCCCAAGACUCCAUCAAUUAACCCUAUUCAUUUUAUGCUGUCAACAAAAUGCAGGUUUUAGUACAAUUUACCUAUAGUUCUGGCUUUAUUUAUAAUUGUAAGGACUAUAUGCUUUCUUACAUCAUGUUGGAUAUUCACAUUUUGAAAAACUUCCUUAUGAUUUGUGCUUUCUUUAUUUACUAAUA
Molecule: messenger RNA, 5559 nt
Organism: Rhineura floridana
Lineage: Eukaryota; Metazoa; Chordata; Lepidosauria; Squamata; Rhineuridae
Gene: MICU2
Product: mitochondrial calcium uptake 2
Exons: 12
Coding region: 32-1339 (435 amino acids)
Biological process (GO): mitochondrial calcium ion homeostasis; calcium import into the mitochondrion
Cellular component (GO): uniplex complex
Molecular function (GO): calcium ion binding
Source: RefSeq, a predicted model, not a curated record